Messenger RNA from Hyaloscypha bicolor E, 1457 nucleotides. RefSeq names its product GPI anchored cell wall protein. Lineage: Eukaryota; Fungi; Ascomycota; Leotiomycetes; Helotiales; Hyaloscyphaceae. Bases 1 to 1344 code for a protein of 447 amino acids. The record is from RefSeq and is a predicted model, not a curated record. The transcript is spliced from 2 exons.
AUGCAAGUAAACCUAAAUUUAUCUCUGUCAUUUCAAAUACAUUCAUUCGCUAUCAUAAACACAUUCGUGGCUCUUUCCUUGAUCCUAGGAGCGUCUGCUUUUGCAGUCCCAAGAUCUUCCUGCUCUUUCGAACUCACCGCAUCCGGUGGAGAAUUUGGAACGAUCGGCCAACUCUCCGAUGGUCAGAACAGGAUUGGUGGAGGACUUUCACCUGCAACUUUUACCAUCAACAAUGGAGGCAUUAUUGAUUCAGAAGGUCGUGGUUGCAUCUUAACUCCUUCUGUCGAGCAAUUUCAAUGUGAUCAAGGCGUCGGCCCAACUUUCGGCUUUGCCAUCGACAGCAAUGAGACCCUUACAUAUUCCGGAAGCUCCGUGUUCUACGCCUGCCCAGCAUCAGACACGGAAUGGAAUCUGUACGCCACACCUGUUACUGGCCAAGAGAAGUGUGUCGAGAUCUCUCUGACGGCUAGUGGAUGCGGAGCAGCUACUUCAGUUGCCCCAAGCGUCACUACGGUCACCGUCUAUGAUUGUGGGAUAGCCUCGCCAACCUCACCACUAGCCGCUUCCACGCCUGUUGUCGUUCAGAGCUCGACGUCACCGGCUCCUGCUGUUCAAUACUCACCCUCGACCGCAUCAAUCCCCGUCGCAAGCCCUUCCACUUCACCACUCGGAAGUGUGCCUAUUUUCCCCUCGAGCUCAGAGCAGUACAGCCGCAGUACAACGAUUGUUCCAAUGCCCAUCGACACAACCUCAGUCUGGGCUCACACUCACGUCUCAUCAGCCCCAGAAACUAUCGUAACCUCCACAAGCUCCGUCGCCACUCCUGUUCAAUCAUCCUCAACCUGCGUCACCACAUCCCUCACAGGAAGUUCCACAUCAGGGAACUACCAAUACCCGCACCUUAUUGUGCCCAUCUCCUCUUCUUCCCCCACCACUGCCGCAGGAACCUCCUACUUCGGCACUAUCUCCUCCAACACCAGCACAAUCUUCAACUUCGACAUCCCCCUUUCCUACUCCGGCUCAACUUGCAACCUCAUCUUCCUGCUCCCCCUUCUCUCGGAACUGGAGACCUCAUCUUAUACAUUUUCCGGCACCGGAGGUGUUGAUUUCUCUCAAUUGAGUUUGGCUGCCACGGAAGUCACGACCCGGGAUAAUGCUCCGAGUGUGGAGAAAGAUCUGGGCGAGUUUACAUUGAGCGAGGGGAGCAGUACGCUUGUUGAGAGCUUUGCGUGUCCGGCGGGAGAGACGCUUUCUUUUGAGAUGAGCGCUGUGGGGGAUACUUAUUUGUAUUUCUUUCAGGAUUGGAAUCCUAGUCCUUUGGGGCUGUACAUCACGGUUUGUUGAGCAAGGAAUGAUUUAUGAAUGGGAACGGUUGAGAUACUCUUGAAAGUCAAGGGGGCAAAUAGGUUACACUCUGUACGCGAGAAAACAUGUAUAUCUAGUUAUUUAUUUAUUCG